Molecule: messenger RNA, 1259 nt
Organism: Verruconis gallopava
Lineage: Eukaryota; Fungi; Ascomycota; Dothideomycetes; Venturiales; Sympoventuriaceae
Product: V-type proton ATPase subunit D
Exons: 4
Coding region: 164-949 (261 amino acids)
Biological process (GO): vacuolar acidification
Cellular component (GO): fungal-type vacuole membrane; vacuolar proton-transporting V-type ATPase complex
Molecular function (GO): proton-transporting ATPase activity, rotational mechanism
Source: RefSeq, a predicted model, not a curated record
GCUCGCCUUGAAGCAGCGACAGCGUACCUGCAAAAGCCCCGCGAGACAUCUCUCUCCUGCUGCCGUUACCUACGCAAGUCUUGCCUGCUCUCCAGCGACAUCUACGCCCCGGCUUGUUAUUCUCUCAAGCCCCGAUAAGUGACUUGCACAUCCCGUGAGCAUCAUGUCGGGCACCGGUAACAGAGAAGCCGUGUUUCCCACGCGGCAGGCGCUGGGACAGAUGAAGAGCAAGCUUAAGGGCGCCCAGCAAGGCCACGACCUGCUGAAGAGGAAAUCAGAGGCCCUCACUAAGCGAUUUCGAGAGAUAACCAGGCGCAUCGACGAAGCCAAGCGCAAGAUGGGUCGCGUCAUGCAAAUCGCGGCCUUCUCCCUUGCCGAAGUCACCUACGCUCUGGGAACCUCGAACCUGCCGUACCAAAUCGCAGAGUCCGUGAAGACGGCCAAGUUUCGCGUGCGGACCAAACAGGAGAACGUCAGCGGCGUGUUCCUCCCCCAGUUCGAGAGCUACCAGCAUGAAGGGGCCAGCGACUUCCAGCUCACUGGCUUGGGCAAGGGCGGCAUGCAGGUCGCGCGGUGUAGAGAGACAUACUCUCGAGCCGUGGAGACGCUGGUCGAGCUGGCGAGUCUGCAGACUGCCUUUGUGAUCCUCGAUGAGGUCAUCAAGGUGGUCAACCGGCGUGUGAAUGCUAUUGAGCACGUCAUCAUACCGCGCACGGAGAACACGAUCAAGUACAUCAACUCAGAACUCGACGAGCUGGAUAGAGAGGAAUUCUACCGGCUGAAGAAGGUCAAAGGCGCCAAGGAGAGAGACGCCAAGGCAGCUGAAGCAGCGCGAAAUGAAGAGGACAAGGAGAACGCCGAUGGCGAUACAGCGAAAAAGGCCGUGGACGGCGCUUCAGAGACUAAAGAUCUACUUGGGGACGAAGAUAACGAGGAUGUCAUCUUCUAGGCAACGGAAGCUGCGCGCACGCCAGCGAAGAGGGUAUUGUGUACAUACGGAAAGGAGAUAAGAUUUGUCCUGAGCGCUUAUUUGGAUUGGUACGGAUGGUUUGGGCAUGCAAAUGCCCGAGCUCUAUGCUUUUCAUAACGGCAUAGCGCCUUAUGGUAUAUAAUUGAGGGAACUUCUCAGUCUCAGCAUUGCACUGAGAGACGAGUGCCCGCGAAAAGGGGCAACGGCACCGUCAAGCCCUGUACGCUUUCUCCUAGAGCAAUCCGUUCAUAUGCCCAUAACGCCGAGGAUCAUGCAACGACUUUUACAG